AUUAAAAAGUGGUAGAUCGAUACGUUAGUCUCCCUGUUGAUAGUAUUGCUGCACUGUGCAUCUUAGAAGCCAGUGCUUCUUUUCCGUUUAACUCUCUACCAGGAGGCUACUACAACAUCUCGGGCACGAUGUUCUGUCUGACAGCCCCGCGAUGGACUCUCGUGCAGAUCUCACUGGCGUAGUAACGUCCUUUUGAGGCAUCCAGCCAUAACUCAGGGUGAAAGAGCGCCCAGCUGGAAGCUGCUCGGCAGGAAUUCUCGGAUCGUUCAGGUAGACUCUCGUGAAGCACCGAUGCAGAUCGAGGCGAGGGGGACUGGUGGGCAAGGAAUGGGGAAUCCCAACAUGGGCAUGGGGAGCUAUGCCGACUUUGAGACUGCCAUGUACCGCAUGCAGCCACUGCCACUGCUGGACAACCACGGCCCCAACAGGCACAGCGACAACGGCAGCGGCCAGCCAGACCUGGAUGACGAGCAGCUCUUCCACAUCUUCAUGGAUCUGGACAUGCCAGGGGUAGACAUGCCUCACUCUGCCGGGGGGGCCAUGACUAAUUCUUCAGAUGCACUGCCGGCGGCGGGGGCCGGCCAGGGGCGGCCGGGGACGGCGAGUUAUGAGGGUUUCGAGAGCGAGGGUGAGGAGGAGGGUGACGAUGAAAAGUGCAGCGAGCGCGGCGGCCGGGGCCGCAGCGGCGGCCGCAGCACUCGCGCACGCAGGCGAGCCGGGAAGACAAAGGAUGAGGCGGAUUUGUCAUCCGAUGACGAUGGGGACGAGGGCGGCCGCGGCGGCAGCAGCGGCAGCAACAAGCGAGUCAUGGCAAACCGGCAGAGCGCGCAGCGCAGCCGCAUGCGCAAGCUGCAGUUCAUCUCCGACCUGGAGGCAAACGUGCAGAGCCUGGAGAACGAUAUCAAGAGCAUGAACCCCAUGCACAGCGCCCUGCGCCAGAAGCAUGCAGAUCUGGUGAGCCAGCAUGAUGAGAUGCGCAAGCACGCUGUGACGCUGGUGCACAAGUGCCGCCAGGCCGAGACUGUGAAUGCUGCGCUGGAACGCGAGUGCUCCCACAUGCGCUCCCUCCGCCCCGAGCUGGCCGGCCGGGGCUACGGAAUGAGCAGGUAUGGGUACGGAGAGGGCAGCAGCAGCGGCCGCUACAACGGGCUGCAGAGCGCAGGCAGCGCACCAACUAGGCCCUUUGAUCGCUAUGGCAGCAGCGGAGGCAUGCAGGGAGGAGCUCUUGCUGCGGAGGCAUCGGCUGAGCCCUGCGCGUAUGUGUCAUCCGCUGGAGUGCUACAGGUGAGCACAGCGCCCAUGUCAGGAAGCCAGCCUACGAAGCAGCAUGGUUCUGCGCAGCACCGGCCUACCUCUGCCCCCCUCCAGCAGAUGGGAUACGGACAGCUCUAUGAGGGCGGAAACACCUAUUCUCCAAUGUACAUGCAUGGUCCGGAGUCUGUGCCCUACUGA
Coccomyxa subellipsoidea C-169 is the source of this 1452-nucleotide messenger RNA. RefSeq lists its product as hypothetical. Gene Ontology annotation, molecular function: DNA-binding transcription factor activity. The coding region runs from base 292 to 1452 and encodes 386 amino acids. Lineage: Eukaryota; Viridiplantae; Chlorophyta; Trebouxiophyceae; Coccomyxaceae. The record is from RefSeq and is a predicted model, not a curated record. The transcript is spliced from 10 exons. Gene Ontology annotation, biological process: regulation of DNA-templated transcription.